UACUCGCUGGUGAGUAGCUCCAAAAAAAAUAGAGCUGACAUAUCAAAAUAGUGGAUUGUAAUUGGAUUGAAUGCGUGUCUAAACUCGAAUAGACCAAAGGAGAAAGUGCAAAGCAAGAAAUUGACGAGAGAAUGUUGAAACUUGAAAAUCAUGAAUGCAUAGUGUAAUCGAGCGAUUCUCGUUAUCGUUUAUCAAAUCAAUUUUCUUCUGAUUCAAUGGAGCGUGUGAAGAACUCUCCGAUUCAGAUCCGUUCAUCCAUCUUACCAUUACUAGCUUGCAUUUCUUCCUUUUACCUCACCGCAUCCUUCGCCGAAACCGUCACCAGAGACGAAGCUAAACAACUCCGAAACGAAGUCGGUGAAAUGUUCUAUCACGCUUUUAACGGUUACAUGGACAACGCUUUUCCACUCGAUGAAUUGAAGCCUCUAUCUUGUUCAGGAGAGGAUACGCUUGGUGGUUAUGCAUUGACCUUGAUUGAUUCGUUGGAUACUUUGGCUUUACUUGGUGACCGUGAGCGAUUUACUGCUUCUGUUGAAUGGAUUGGUAAAAAUCUUCGCUUUGAUAUGAUAAAUAAGACGGUUUCUGUUUUUGAGACUACUAUUAGGGUUCUUGGAGGAUUGAUUUCAGCUCAUCUAAUCGCUUCUGAUUAUGCUACGGGUAUGAGAGUUCCAUCCUAUGAUAAUCAGUUACUGAACUUGGCUGAAGAUCUUGCCAGGAGGUUGUUACCUGCAUUUGAUACUCCUACUGGAAUUCCAUUUGGGUCUGUAAAUUUAUUACAUGGAGUGGAUAAACAUGAAAGCAAGAUAACUUCAACAGCUGGUGGUGGAACCUUAACUCUUGAAUUUGGCGUUCUAAGCCGUUUGACAAAUGAUCCUAUUUUUGAACAAGUCACGAAGAAUGCAGUGCUUGCAAUUUGGGCACAACGUUCAAAGCUUAAUUUGGUUGGGGCUCAUAUUAAUGUUUUUACAGGUGAAUGGACUCAAAAGGAUGCUGGGAUAGGAACUAGUAUUGACUCUUUUUAUGAGUAUUUAUUGAAGGCUUAUCUAUUAUUUGGAGAUGAAGAGUACUUGUAUAUAUUCCAAGAAGCUUAUGCUGCUGCCAUGCAUUAUCUUUACCAUGAUCCUUGGUAUGUAGAAGUUAAUAUGGAUUCCGCUGCUAUUGUCUGGCCAUUAUUUAACAGUCUGCAGGCAUUUUGGCCUGGCCUUCAGGUUUUAGCUGGAGAUAUAAAUCCGGCAACUCGUACUCAUGCUGCCUUCUUGAGUGUCUGGAGAAGAUAUGGUUUUACCCCCGAGGGCUUUAAUCUUGCUAGUCUAAGUGUUCAGCAUGGGCAAAAAAGUUACCCGCUGCGGCCUGAGUUAAUAGAGAGCACAUAUUGGCUAUACAAAGCUACCAGGGAUCCUAGAUAUCUUGAUGCUGGGAGGGACAUGCUUGCCAGUUUACAGUAUGGGACUCGAUGCCCUUGUGGAUACUGUCACAUUUCAGAUGUUGAACAUCACAAACAAGAAGAUCAUAUGGAGAGCUUCUUUUUAGCUGAGACAGUGAAGUAUCUGUGGCUCCUUUUUGAUUUGGCCGUGGGUCCUGAUAACCUUGUGGAAAAUGGGCCAUACAAGUAUGUAUUCAGCACUGAAGGUCAUUUAUUGCCUGCUACUCCUCAAAUCUCUCUUGUGAGGGAACAUUGUUUAUACUAUGGAGCUUAUUGUAGAAGUGGUGAUUUGAGACAAACUUAUUUUGUGUCCGAGGCCGAGAGAGAUAAGCACGAAUCAAAUGAUAGUAGAUUUUAUGGGAGCUGGACUAAAUCUACAUACUCCUCAGACUACACUACUUCUGAAGCAAGUGCUUCUUCUGGUUUGAUCAAGGGUUUCUGCCCAGGACUAAAUCAUGGACAGAAGUUUGGUUUAUUGUACAUGCAUUCAAACGAUGAACAUAGUGAUCAUGAAACCAUCCAACAGGAAGAAUCUACAACUGUUCAAACCCAUUCAGUGAUGCUUAUUCCUGCACAGAGUUCUGACAGUUCGGUACCUGAUUCUGGCAAUGAUCAGAAUGAUACUCAGACUAGUGAAUCAGAAGUUACUUCUUGAAGAGAGAGAACUGACACUAAUAGUGACCAACAUGCUGUCCCAAAUUGGGAUGAAUAGAUCUAAGUUAAGCUACAGGAGGAUUGACAGAAAGGAUAUAUAGUGUUGUACUACUCACACGUAGCCAAGCCCACCUCCUGAAGUAUAAAUCAGAUCUUUAUUAGUAUGUUCAUAAUUGAGAAAGGAUAAUAAGUUUGAUAAUUUAGCAGUUGUUGAUGCAGUGAUCAUGGAGCCGAAAUAGUUGAAUGAUGGAUGAACUGACCUGUUAGAUGUACUUCUUAGGUUGUGUUACCAAAUGGUCUGUGAUGGUAUUCUGCCUGUCUCUUGAUCAUCAUUGGACUUGUGUACAAGAGUGUAAUGUAAUUCAUUUUGUUGUAUCAUUGUUUCUGGUUGGUUCCUUGUAAACUAUUUUUCUAGAGAUGGUGUACGUCUGAUCUGAGCAUUGUCAACAACAUCAAAUUAGGCCACAAUUUCAAUUUCUAAUAGAGUAGCAAAUCUUAAUCAUCCA
Lathyrus oleraceus (garden pea) is the source of this 2583-nucleotide messenger RNA. RefSeq names its product alpha-mannosidase I MNS4. Gene Ontology annotation, molecular function: mannosyl-oligosaccharide 1,2-alpha-mannosidase activity; calcium ion binding. The record is from RefSeq and is a predicted model, not a curated record. The transcript has 16 exons. Gene Ontology annotation, cellular component: membrane; endoplasmic reticulum. NCBI's taxonomy places the organism in Eukaryota, Viridiplantae, Streptophyta, Magnoliopsida, Fabales, Fabaceae. Bases 216 to 2078 code for a protein of 620 amino acids. Gene Ontology annotation, biological process: mannose trimming involved in glycoprotein ERAD pathway; carbohydrate metabolic process; endoplasmic reticulum mannose trimming.